CGUCACGCAGUGUGUUGUCAGGGACUCGCCCGGGAAGAAGCUUGAACAGCACAGCGCUUCGCUUCUUCAAAAUGGCUGUUAUCGAAGAUGGUGAAUAGGAAGAAAGAAGCGCCGUAAACCGAAAAAAUAGAGAGAAAUACGCAUCUCUAAACGGACCUUCUGACAGGAGAGCAUUUCAACGUUUCUUUUCUGUGAGGUGUCCUAGGUAGUGGCAAUCAUGGACACCACAACUUCCAUCAAGAUGACCACUCUGGCCAUCCAGAACCUCUUCAGCUAUGUGGAGGAAGAAAAUCUGGCUGCUGUAAAAGCCCAUCUAGACAAGUUCAAAGAGGUGGAUGGUCGAAGCGAUAAUGGACAGACUCCUCUGAUGUUGGCCUCAGAGCAGGGCACUCUUGAGAUUGUUCAAGAGCUCAUCCGAAGGGGAGCAAACGUCAACUUGGAUGAUGUGGACUGCUGGUCUGCUCUGAUCUAUGCAGCUAAAGAGGGGCAUGUGGAGGUGGUGAAAGAGCUGCUGGAAAACAGUGCUUAUAUUGAGCAAAGAGACAUGGGGGGUUGGACCGCCCUUACUUGGGCGUCGUAUAAAAAUAGAGUUGAGGUGGCCAAGAUCCUGCUGGAGACUGGGGCAAACCCAAACACCACUGGACUGCAAUACAGCGUCUACCCCAUUAUCUGGGCAGCCGGUAGAGGCCAUGCAGAGAUUGUGAAACUCUUGCUGGAGCAUGAAGCUAAAGUCAACUGCUCUGAUAAGUAUGGCACCACCCCACUGAUCUGGGCUGCUAGAAAGGGUCACUACGACUGCGUGAUGCACCUGUUGGAGAACGGAGCUGAUGUUGACCAGGAGGGGGCGAACUCCAUGACGGCACUGAUCGUAGCUGUGAAGGGGGGAUACACAGAGGUGGUUAAAGAGCUUCUGAAGAGAAACCCUAAUGUAAACAUGACUGAUAAGGACGGAAACACAGCUCUCAUGAUCGCAGCUAAAGAGGGCUACACUGAGAUUGUGCAGGACCUGCUCGAUGCUGGCACAUACGUCAACAUCCCAGACAGGAGUGGAGACACUGUGCUGAUUGGAGCGGUGAGAGGUGGGCAUGUUGAGAUUGUGAGGGCACUACUGCAUAAGUAUGCAGACAUUGACAUAAGAGGCCAGGAAAAUAAGACUGCUCUCUAUUGGGCAGUAGAGAAAGGCAAUGCAACCAUGGUUAGAGACAUACUGCAGUGCAACCCAGACACAGAGACCACCACUAAAGAUUCUGAGACUCCACUAAUCAAAGCCACCAAGAUGAGGAACAUAGAAAUAGUGGAGCUGCUGCUGGACAAAGGGGCCAAAGUGUCUGCAGUGGACAAGAAAGGGGACACCCCUCUUCAUAUCGCCAUACGUGGACGGAGCCGCAGGCUGGCUGAGCUCCUCCUCCGUAACCCUAAAGAUGGCCGCCUCCUCUACCGGCCCAACAAGGCUGGAGAGACACCCUACAACAUCGACUGCAGUCACCAGAAGAGCAUCCUCACCCAGAUUUUUGGAGCCCGACAUCUGUCCCCCACAGAGUCAGAUGGGGACAUGCUGGGCUAUGACCUGUACAGCAGUGCUUUGGCAGACAUCCUGAGUGAGCCCACCAUGCAGCCGCCCAUCUGUGUGGGUCUGUACGCCCAGUGGGGAAGCGGCAAGUCCUUCCUGCUCAAGAAACUAGAGGAUGAGAUGAAGACAUUUGCAGGUCAGCAGGUGGAGCCGUUGUUCCAGUUUUCCUGGCUGGUUGUGUUAUUAUCGCUCCUGCUGUGCGGCUCUGUAGCGCUAGUGCUCGGCUUCACUGUGGAUCCCAAGCUGGCUAUUGCCAUCUCUCUCAGCAUCCUAGCACUACUUUAUGUGUUCUUUGUGGUUGUGUACUUUGGGAGCAGGCGUGAGGGCGAGAGUUGGAAUUGGGCGUGGGUCAUUAGCACCCGUCUGGCCCGACACAUUGGAUACCUGGAGCUUCUGCUCAAACUCAUGUUCGUCAACCCACCAGAGCUGCCGGAACAGACCACCCGUGCGCUGCCUGUCAGGUUUCUGUUCACAGACUAUAACAGGUUAUCUAGUGUGGGUGGCGAGACGUCCAUGGCUGAAAUGAUCGCUACUCUCUCGGAUGCCUGUGAGAGAGAGUUUGGCUUCUUGGCCACCAGACUUUUCAGAGUCUUCAAAACUGAGGAGACUCAAGGUAAAAAGAAGUGGAAGAAGACAUGUUGCAUCCCAUCCUUUGUUAUCUUCCUCUUCAUCUUGAGCUGCUUGAUUGUGGGGAUGGCCCUGCUGGCAGUCUUCAAGGUGGAUGGGCAAAACCAGACAGCGAACGCAGUGCUGGUUUCCAUGGCGAGUGUUGUUGGGUUGGCGCUGUUGCUUAACUGUCGCACCUGGUGGCAGGUGACAGACUCAGUGCUGAACUCCCAGAGGAAGAGGCUGCACAGUGCCGCCAACAAGAUGCACAAGCUGAAAAGUGAAGGCUUUAUGAAGGUCUUGAAGAAUGAAGUGGAGCUCAUGGCUAAGAUGGCCAAGACUAUAGAUGGCUUCACCCAGAACCAGACACGUCUAGUUGUCAUCAUUGAUGGUCUGGACUCUUGUGAACAGGACAAAGUGCUACAGAUGCUAGACACGGUGAGAGUGCUGUUCUCCAAGGGUCCUUUCAUCUCUAUCUUCGCCAGUGAUCCUCACAUCAUCAUCAAAGCAAUUAACCAGAAUCUAAACAGCGUGCUGCGUGACUCCAACAUCAACGGCCAUGACUACAUGCGCAAUAUUGUCCACCUGCCUGUCUUCCUCAACAGCCGCGGCCUCAGCAGUGCAAAGAAGAUGUGUGCGCCCGCUCCUGCUAAUGGAGAGACUGGGAACUCUGAGGGUUGGCAUGAGGAGUUGGACAGAAAGUUGUCCCAGAACAGCCUGGGUGACCAGACCAAGUUUGGCAGUAAAACGACUCUUAACCGCAGGGAUACUUAUCGCCGUCGACAGAUGCAGAGGUCAGUUACGCGUCAGAUGUCCUUUGACCUCACAAAACUGCUCGUAACUGAGGACUGGUUCAGUGACAUCAGCCCUCAGACUAUGAGGAGACUGCUCAACAUUGUGUCAGUCACAGGCCGCUUGCUGAGGGCCAAUCAGAUAAGUUUUAGCUGGGACCGGCUUGCGUCCUGGAUCAACCUGACUGAGCAGUGGCCAUAUCGUACAUCCUGGCUCAUACUGUACCUAGAAGAGACAGAUGGCAUCCCAGAUCAGAACACUCUGAAAACCAUCUAUGAAAGGAUCUCCAAAAAUAUUCCAACCACUAAAGACGUGGAGCCAUUGCUGGAGAUAGAUGGGGAUGUCCGUAGCUUUGAGGUGUUCCUUUCUUCACGUACUCCAGUGCUUGCGGUUCGAGACAUCCGCACCUUUCUCCCCUGCACCGUGAAUUUAGAUCCCAAACUCAGAGAGAUUAUUGCAGAUGUGCGUGCUGCACGGGAGCAGGUGAACAUGGGUGGUGUCACCUAUCCCACGCUGCCUUUGCAGGAGGGUCGUCCAAUUUCAGUCUACAGCCAGCAGUCCUCGGCCUGCUCCCCUACUGCCUCCUACAACGGCCCGUAUAACCCGCCGGGUGUGUCUCCUCAGCCCCACAGCGCCUAUUUCAGCGGCAUGGCUGGGCCGCAACACCCAUUCUACAACAGGCCAUAUUUCCCCCAACAUCUUUACCAGCUGCCUCGGCAAUACGCUGGCAGCUCCUUCCCACCUCAUGUUCUUCCACGUCCAUUCAUUAAAACUGGCUAUCCCAAGGACCCUAGCAUUGGACCUCAGGGUAAGGUACCAUCUUUGAAAAAGAAGCAGGGCUCUGCCUCGGUGGUCUCAGGCACCCCAUCGAUGCUGCUCAGCUCAAUGAGUACAGAUGUUGUCUGUGAGCGUGUCAGACUUAUCGAUGGCAUCGACCAGAACCUGCUUUCUCAGUAUACAGCGACGAUUAAGAAGGCUAACAUAAAUGGCCGAGUUCUGUCUCAGUGUAACAUUGAUGAGCUGAAGAAAGAGAUGAACAUGAAUUUUGGAGAUUGGCAGCUUUUCAGGACAACAGUGUUGGAGCUCCGUCUUGUGGAGAGCCAGAUCCUGCAUGAGGAGGCUCCAAGUGAGCAAGGCAGCAGCACUGUGGAGCCUUGCAGACACACUGGAGCAUCCGUUCACGGAGCAACUGGUAACACAGACACCUCACCCGUGUACAACUUUAACCUCAGCUUUGAGGAGCUCAGUAACGUGGGUUUGGAUGAGCCUCCUAGACAUGCCAACCCUACGUGGAUGGCCACAACUCACCGUACACCUAGCAUGUCCAGCCUCAACUCUCAGGAAUCCUCCAAUGAAAUUUGCAAGCUAACAGACAAGCAGCAGGCAGAGUAUCGCAAUGCCUACCAGGAAUACAUUGCCUCCAUGGCUCAGCUUGAGGUAGGAAUGGAGAAGCCUGUGCCACCUUUUGUUGGCCAGCUAAUGCACUCCAGCUCUGAGGACAAAAAGAAGGAUGCAGGUGACCAGGAUUUGCGUAAAUCCGUUUCAAAACGAGGGAGCAGCAAGUCUGCGACCGAUAAUACUGACUACGCCUCGGCAGAUACGGCCACUUUAGAUCCCAUAACAGAAGAGGAUGAGAAGGUUGACCAUGGGUCAUCAAAGUCCCUUCUGGGACGCAAGUCAUCUGGAGAGAAGGUGAGCCUCUUCCAGGGUGCUGAUCUGAAGCUGAAGGCUGGUGGCGGUUUACGCUACCAGAAACUUACCAGUGAUGACGAAGAGUCUGAAGAGUCAGACAAUGCCCCUCUGCUCAAGGAUGGAAAGAAACCUGAGCCCAAAGCCUCCGAUGCUGGAGAUCGAUCUCUGUCCAAGGGUAAGGAUUAUCUCUCGGAUAAGAAGGAUUCUUCUGACUCGGGCGUCCGCUCCAACGAAAGCUCGCCCAACCAUUCCCUGCAAGAUGAAGAGGCCGACUUGUCACAGUCUGAGAGGGCUAAUCUGAUUGAUCUAGACGAGGAGAACUCAGCCCGAAAGCGAGGGCUGCCGAGUAGUCUGAGUGGCCUCCAAGACCCAGCUAUCGUCCGCAUGUCCAUCUGCUCAGAGGACCAGUGCAGUCUUCUGGCCAGCAGCCCUGAAGAGAGCUGGCCUUCCUCCAAGAGUUACAACCUCAACCGUACACCCAGCAACACCACCCUCAAUAACAACACAAACGCCCAACAAGGAAACAACGUUCGCCAACCCACAGAUAGCUCCAUCACCACCUCCACGACCACUGGAAGUGAUGUCAUCAUAAAUCCUGGAUCCAGCACCACCUCCAUCACUCCCCAAAAUGAGAACAUCCGUGUGGUGCAUCUGAAGAGGGGGCUUAACUCUGGAGAUCCUCCUGAGAUCCUUAAAGUGUCCUCUGACACAGUCACCUUCGGUGAAGAGCGAGAAAGUAUCCUGUAGGUGACGUCUGGAUCUAUCGCAGUCUGGUUUUAGCUGGUUAAUGUUUUGUGGUGUCAACGCAUGUUUGGUGUAAUGCUUAAAUACGUGUAACGGUGGUUAUUGUGACAUUCAAAUGUUAAGUGUAGUUGAAGUGGGUGAUAAGUUCUGUAUUGUUUAUAUAUUCUGUGUUGUUCUGUAUCAUUUCCAAACAGUAUUAGUAGCUUAAUCACUUAUUAAAGGGUUAGUUCACCCAAAAAUGAAUUACUCACCCUCAUGUUGUUCCAAACCCGUAAGACCUUCGUUCAUCUUCGGAACACAUCUUCGGAACGACCUUCCGUAUGUUCAUCUUCGGAACACAGUGAUUCAACCUUAAUUUUAUGAAGCGACAAGAAUACUUUUUGUACACAAAAACAAAACACUAAAUAAUGAGUUGGCGUAAGUGCUGCACUGUCUAUACAACGUAAUACAGCGUAGGAGAAUGACGGGGAAGAGACGAAUUUGUUGAAAAAAGUUAUUUUUGGUUUUUUGCACAAAAAGUAUUCUAGUCGGAACGCCGGCUCAGUAUUGGACGACGCUUCAUAAAAUUAAGGUUUGAUCACUGUAGUCACGUGGAUUAUUUUAACGAUGUCUUUUCUAUCUUUCUGGGCCUAGCAAGUGGUGAUUAAAUUGCUGUCUAUGGAGGAGUCAGAGAGCUCUCGGAUUUCAUAAAACAUAUCUUAAUUUGCGUUCUGAAGAUGAACAAAGGUCUUACGGGUUUGAAAAGACAUGAGGGUGAGUAAUUAAUGACAGAAAUUUCAACUAACACUUGAAUGUCACCAGCUGAAUGACUAUAAAGCAUUUUUGAAUCACCGCUGUAGGAUUCAGUAGUGUCUCCCAAAGGAAAAUACUGUAGUACCUUGUCAUGGUAAAGCUACCCAAACAAACUUGUGUAAAAUCCAUUAAAAAGUAUGAAUAUGGGCAUUCAUUCUGGCUUGAAAAUGUGUUGUAUCGAGUUGUACUGCACGCGGUCAUUGUGCUGUAGUUACAGUAGUGUAUAAGCAGUGACGAGCAUGUGUCAGACUGCAGUAAUAAAUUAGCCAGUAGAAACUGCAUGCCAUGUGAUGUUAGUCUUAGCGGUUAACUGUACCAUUGGCAGCCGUGUUUUGUGAUGCUUGUCUUCAACAUGGAAUGAAAUAAACCUGCAUUGACAGUAA
Molecule: messenger RNA, 6579 nt
Organism: Ctenopharyngodon idella (grass carp)
Lineage: Eukaryota; Metazoa; Chordata; Actinopteri; Cypriniformes; Xenocyprididae
Gene: kidins220b
Product: kinase D-interacting substrate 220b
Exons: 30
Coding region: 218-5407 (1729 amino acids)
Molecular function (GO): protein binding
Source: RefSeq, a predicted model, not a curated record